This is a messenger RNA of Dovyalis caffra, 732 nucleotides long. The record is from the annotation of a GenBank genome assembly. NCBI's taxonomy places the organism in Eukaryota, Viridiplantae, Streptophyta, Magnoliopsida, Malpighiales, Salicaceae.
AUGGCAGCUGAGUUGAGUUCUCUGGUUAGGCUUUUGAGUGGAUACAAGGAUGAUAGGAACGUUGGGAGGGAACCUGGUGGUGUAAAAUCAACAGCUUUGAUCACUAGGGACUUGCUUGGUGGUGGUGGCGGUGGUUCUGUAGAGCAUGAGUCUCAAGAAUUGGACCUGGAUUUGCAAGUGCCUUGUGGCUGGGAAAAGCGCCUGGACUUGAAGUCGGGAAAGGUUUACUUGCAAAGAUGCAACUCCUCAAAUUCACCCUCAUCAUCCUCAGAUUACAGGAGCCAAACCAAUCAAACAGUAGCAAAGCUUCAAGACUUAAAUUUCCCGCCUUCACCUUCCAAGAUUACAUUAAACCUUUUCGAUGAAGGUAACUUGGAACUGAAGUUAUUGCCAUCACCAUCGUCAAGCAAUUACCCAAGUGUUUGCACUCUAGAUAGAGUAAAAUCCGCACUCGAAAGAGCUGAGAAAGAACCGGGUAGGAAGCGAUCCUCAUCGCUAUGGAAAUCAUCAAUUUCGCCGGCGUAUUCAUCAUCAUCGUCUUCUAUAAGAGAGAUUCAAGAGGAAGAAAAUGAAGAGAAGGUAGUGGCAGCAUCCCCAGUUGCGACAGGAUGUCCCGGUUGCUUGUCGUAUGUUUUAAUAAUGAAACAAAAUCCAAAAUGUCCGAGAUGCAAUUCAUUUGUUCCAAUGCCAAUGGUGAAGAAGCCUAGGAUUGAUCUCAACAUAUCAAUUUGA